Messenger RNA from Callithrix jacchus (white-tufted-ear marmoset), 2057 nucleotides. Its product is annotated as all-trans-retinol dehydrogenase [NAD(+)] ADH4. NCBI's taxonomy places the organism in Eukaryota, Metazoa, Chordata, Mammalia, Primates, Cebidae. Gene Ontology annotation, biological process: formaldehyde catabolic process. Gene Ontology annotation, molecular function: alcohol dehydrogenase (NAD+) activity; S-(hydroxymethyl)glutathione dehydrogenase [NAD(P)+] activity; zinc ion binding. The record is from RefSeq and is a predicted model, not a curated record. Gene Ontology annotation, cellular component: cytosol.
GAUUGGAGAAUAAAGCAAAGUGAGUGGUAUUUAUUCAAAGACAACUCAUCAUUAUAGGACACAGAGCUCCCUGGGUAGGAGUGGAAGCCUUCUUAACUCAGAAAGAACCUUCCAACACAAGAUUCUCAAAGAAAAAUGAGCACCAAGGGCAAAGUUAUUAAAUGUAAAGCAGCCAUCGCCUGGGAAGCAGGCAAGCCCCUCUGCAUUGAAGAGGUUGAAGUAGCUCCCCCCAAGGCUCAUGAAAUUCGAAUUCAGAUCAUUGCUACUUCCCUUUGCCAUACUGAUGCCACUGUUAUCGAUUCUAAAUUUGAGGGCCUAGCCUUCCCCGUGAUCGUUGGCCAUGAGGCUGCAGGGAUUGUGGAAAGUAUUGGGCCAGAAGUGACCAACUUCAAACCAGGUGACAAAGUAAUUCCACUUUAUGCACCUCAUUGUAGAAAAUGCAAGUUUUGUCUGAGUCCACUCACAAAUUUUUGUGGAAAAAUCAGUAAUCUUAAAAAUCCUGCUACUCAUCAACAACUAAUGGAAGACAAAACCAGCAGGUUUACCUGCAAAGGAAAACCAAUUUACCAUUUCUUGGGAAUCAGUACAUUCUCUCAGUACACUGUGGUGUCAGAUAUUAAUCUUGUCAAAAUAGAUGAUGAUGCGAAUUUAGAGAGAGUUUGUCUGCUUGGAUGUGGUUUUUCAACUGGCUACGGGGCUGCAAUCAACAAUGCCAAGGUCACCCCUGGUUCAACUUGUGCUGUCUUUGGCCUAGGAGGUGUGGGUCUUUCUGCUGUAAUUGGUUGUAAAAUGGCAGGAGCUUCCAGGAUCAUAGGUGUUGACAUCAACAGUGAGAAGUUUGCAAAGGCUAAAGCCCUGGGAGCCACUGAAUGCCUCAAUCCUAGAGACCUACAUAAACCUGUCCAGGAGGUUAUCACUGAAUUGACCAAGGGAGGUGUGGAUUUCGCCCUUGAUUGUGCUGGUGGAUCUGAAAGCAUGAAAGCAGCCCUGGACUGUACAACUGCGGGCUGGGGAUCAUGUACUUUCGUUGGGGUAGCUCCUGGUAACAAAGGAUUGACUCUUUUUCCAGAGACGCUAAUAAUCGGCCGUACUAUAAAUGGAACAUUCUUUGGUGGUUGGAAAAGUGAUUCUAUCCCAAAGCUGGUCACCGACUAUAAAAAUAAGAAAUUCGAUCUGGAUGCAUUGGUGACCCACACCCUGCCUUUUGACAAACUCAGUGAGGCAUUUGACCUAAUGAACCAAGGAAAAAGCAUCCGAACAAUCCUGAUCUUUUGAAGAUCCCAAGAGCAACUUGGAUACUGUCUGAUUGAAUGUGAGCCUGUCUGGUUAAUUUAUUACCUGACUUGAUGAACCAAGGAAAGCCAUGAGUUUAAACAAAUAUUUACAUUUCAUAUGGCAACAAAAAAGAGCUUUAAUUAUUAUAGCCUUUGUACCCAUUACAUGUUAAUAUUACCUAUGUUAAAUAAUAAUGAUAACUAGUGUUUAUUAGUAGAAUCAUAUGAUCUUUAGAAAUUGUUCAAAAUUAAUUCUGGGAAGGUGAAUGUGGGGAUUGAAGAGAUAAUAAAACUAGAUUGGCCAUAUGUUUAUAAUUUUUUUAGAUUGGGUAAUUAAUACAUGGAGUUUCAUUAUACUUUUCUCUCCACUUUUGUCUAUGUUGAAAAUUUUCUGGGAGCUAAAUGAUGAGAACACAUGGACACAUGAAGGGGAACAACACACACUGGGGCCUAUUGAGGUUGGGGACUUGGGGAGAGAGCAUCAGGAAGAAGAGCUAAUGGAUGCUGGGCUUCAUACCUGGGUGAUGAGAUGAUCUGUGCAGCAAACCACCAUGGCACAUGUUUAUCUAUUGUAACAAACCUGCACAUCCUGCACAUGUAUCCUAGAACUUAAGAAAAGUUGGAAAUUUAAAAAAAGAAUGAAUAAGAUCUAGUAUUUGAUAGCACAACAGGGAGACUAUAGUCAAUGGUAAUUUAAUUGUUUAUUUUAAUAUGACUAAAAGAGUAUAAUGAAUUGUUUGUAUACAAAGGAUAAAUGCUUGAGGGGAUGGACACCCCAUUUUA